AAUUGUUUCAUUUUGUUGCAACGACGCGCAAAGUAAUUGGACCAAUAAUUACGCUUUGAAAUUUUGGCUGUAAAUCGAAAUUUGAGAAAAAGGCAGAACUGUCGUGAUGCGGCGGCUUUGGCAGUAGUGUGGGAUUUAUUUGGUAGCAGGUGUGGCAAGGUGUUUGCACACAAUGCAAAGUUUAGUUGAAACAUGAACAUUCAACGUGGACGAGCCAUCUCUGUAAGUUCCGCCCUAGCCAACUUACCUCGCCCCAACUCCAUUCGUCGAAGUUUAUCUUCACAAAGUUUUCCGAGGUCUAUCCGUGUUGUGGUGCUGGGAGCUGGUGGCGUCGGUAAAACAGCGAUGGCGGUUCGAUUCGUAACAAAGCGAUUCAUCGGCGACUACGACCCAAAUCUAGAAACUAUCUACCGCCACACAGCGGUGGUUGACGACGAGGUCGUGAACUUUGAAAUAAUGGACACUGCUGGUCAACAGGACGAAGAAUCUUUAGCGUUGGAGGAUAAAUGUCGAUGGGGCGAAGCUUUUAUAUUCGUCUACGACGUAACAGACAAGUAUAGUUUCGUGGAACUCGAUCGAUUGAAGUUCGUCGCGAGUUACGCACAUUCGAAAUCUCGGUUAAGUUUCACGCCUUGCUGGGGUUUGGUCGGGAAUAAAUCGGAUCUGGCGGACCAUGAGCGGAUUAUUAGCAUCGAGGAAGGAAGGGAGCGUGCGCGGGACUUGAGGUGCCAUAUCUUCCGCGAAAUAUCGGUAAAAGAGUCGAUGUAUGAAGCGGGUGAGGUGUUUGAGGAUUUGUGGCGGGAGUUUUCAAAGAGAAGCCCUCGAUCGCCAUCUAGCAGUCAGCGGCGAAAGUUUUCAUACAGGAUCCAGGAUAAGAUACCGGUGUUGAAUUCGAACUCGUGCGCAUGCGAUACAUGGCGUCACAGCCCGCAUAAUGUCGUUACCAGCCUCGCUAAUACAUUGAGACGACAAUCUCUAGCAAGCGGACUCAUCAAGUAUUCCAAGGACUUCUACUCGAGGGAUGAUGACCGGAUCGACGAGGUGACGCGGAAUAUUCCACGAAUCCCGGAAGUUGAGACAGAGGAAAGCGAAGUCAGCGACGAACCGCGACGGCGACGACGUAACGCUGUGGUGGGUGGUUUCAACCCCCCCGCCACCCCACGAAGGACGCCACUAUCAAAAGCUCUCAGCGUUGAUAAUGUGUUCAGUAAGGCGAUGCAUGAACGUGAUGACGUAUCAUCGUCAUCCACUACGUCAUCAAUUACGUCACUAAACGGUUCAAUAAGUCCCUCCAACAAACAAAUAUUUGAAAGUUUCGAAGGGACGAGAAGCGAUUCCGAUUCGUCCCCCCAGUCACGUGACAACAAUGCUAGUAUUGUGACGUCAUACCCGCAAUCAUAUUUUCCCGCCAUUACUUCAACAUACUGAUCACGUGAUCAAAAUUUUUAUUUCGUAAUAAAUGUUAAUUGUGACGUCAUAGUGUCACCACCAAG
This is a messenger RNA of Ciona intestinalis (vase tunicate), 1493 nucleotides long. RefSeq lists its product as uncharacterized. Gene Ontology annotation, molecular function: GTPase activity; GTP binding. Lineage: Eukaryota; Metazoa; Chordata; Ascidiacea; Phlebobranchia; Cionidae. The record is from RefSeq and is a predicted model, not a curated record.